Molecule: messenger RNA, 990 nt
Organism: Phyllotreta striolata
Lineage: Eukaryota; Metazoa; Arthropoda; Insecta; Coleoptera; Chrysomelidae
Source: the annotation of a GenBank genome assembly
CUUACCCAUCAAAACAUCAAACGAACAUCAGAAUACGAUCGUGAACUAAUAAAAUCGAACCAGACAAUAAAUACCAUCCAAAAUGUGCUUCGUUCUGAUGAUAACGUUGAUGUCUUAUUGCAUCAAAAGGCAAUCGAGCGGAAGCUGCAUCAUGGAUAUACUCAGUUUAACAUUCUUAAUCACCUUACCGCUAAUCGUUAUAAUAGCGGCGUUCUUCUUGCUGAUGCCUUUUUUCCUAGACAUGAGACCUUGGAAAAAGCCCUGCAAUUGCUCGAAAAAGUGCAACGAAUCCCGCGUUAUCGGCCUCAUCGAAAGAAUUUACCCGGACGCCGAUCAAUUCAAAUUCAAAUGUAGCGGCUUAAAUUUCGGAGAUAACAUGGGAAUUAUACUCAGCGAAUGCUUCGAUAACACCGACUACAUAUCCGAUAAAUACUACAUAAGUAGUUGCUCUCGGUACUGGAGCGAUCAAAAUCAAAUGCACAACAUAAUCAGCUAUCAAAGGAUCAAAGAGGACCGACGGAGCAUCAUGAUAUUAGAAGCAGAUCCUCCGCUACCCAGUCCGCUUGCCUUCGAGUACGGGGACCUCGAGCAGGAAGAAGAAGAAAACUACCUCUACGUGGAAACCAAUUUCGAUAAAACCGUCGAUCACGUCCUAAUAGGCUGGAGGAUACGCGAAAGGACAUCGUCUGUUCCCUUGCAGGAGAUCCCUAUAGUAGACUACUGCAUACCCGGAUAUCCCUCCGCCGUAAUCUACUCCAAAGCCAAAUUGCUCGCCGGGCGAGCCGUUGAACGAGGCGAUCGUCGUCUACAGUCAAUUUCUAGAUCAAAUCCAGAGCAGCCAUCCCAACGUCGAAUACAAGAGUAAUAAGGUCGUGCACAUCAAAAAGCUAGAAGAAAUCGACGACGAAGAAUUAGAAGAUAAAUUGGACUAUAAGUUAUUGAUAGAUUGAAUUCGGGGAAACGUGAAGUAGAAUAGUGGAAGAUGCCGUG